AUGAGGCUUGAAACCGGAUUCAGUGGGACGAGAAGCCUAAUAGAUGCAUCGCCUAAGUGGUGGGAGGAGAAAAUAAAGGAGAAUAAAGAAUAUGCUAAAUUUCGGAACAUGGAUUUGAGCAUAUUUAAUAAGAAAUAUGCUCUUUUGUUUCGGGAUUCCGUUGCUAUUGGAGAUCAGACUAUGAAUCCGUUACAAUUUCAAAACAAUACCACUCUGAAUGAAGAAAAUAUCGAGGGCAAAGGAGAUAGUGAUGAAAUCAAUUUAGAUGAUGAUGAGCCUCUUUUCCUAGUUUCCAUGAAAGUAGUUCAAGAUUGCAUUGGUGUUAUAGAUGGGACACACGUUAGGGCAUCAGUUCCACAAAAAGAGGAAGCAAAGUACAUUGGUCGAAAGGGAUAUGCAACACAAAAUAUAAUGGUUGUUUGUGAUUUUAACAUGUGUUUCACAUUUAUAUGCGCCGAUUGGGAGGGGAUUGCACAUGACACAAAAAAUUUCAAUGAAGCCUUACAGAGACCAGAUCUUCAUUUUCCAUAUCCAACGGGUGAUAAAUAUUACAUUGUUGAUGCCAAAUAUCCAAAUACCAGAAGGUAUCUUGCUCCAUACAAAUACGCAAAUAUUCAUUAUCACUUACCAGAUUUUCAACGUGGAUACACGACUACUAUUCGUGAACCUCGCGGACCGAUGCGUUUCACAUUUGUAUGGACUAGUUGGGAGGGGGUUGCACAUGACACAAGAUUUUUCAAUGAAGCCUUACAGAGACUAGAUCUUCAUUUUCUAUAUCCAACUGGUGAUAUCCAAAUACCAGAUGGUAUCUUGCUCCAUACAAAGGCGCAAAUAUUCGUUAUCACUUACUAUAUUUUCGACGUGGACACACAGCUACUAUUCGUGAACCUCGGGGACCGAAACAGAAAUUUAACUAUUUCCACUCAUCAUUGCGAAAUAUCAUUGAACGAACUUUUGGAGUGUGGAAAGUUAGAAGCGUUUGCCAAACAUGAGUUGGAGAACAAGACCAAGGUUGAAUCUUGGAGAAAAACCCUUGUGGAUGCAAGUAACAUUGCUGGGUGGGAAUCCAAGGACAUUGCCAACAGGCAUGAAUCCAAGUUUAUCAAAGAAAUUGUCAACACAAUUUUACCUAUCUUGCAUCCAGUAACUUCAAGUGUGAAUGACAACCUGAUUGGAAUAGAGACUCGCAUGCAGCGUUUGAAAUCAGAGUUAAAAAUCGGGUCAGGUGGUGUGAGUAUGAUUGGAAUAUGGGGGGUUGGAGGUGGUGGUAAGACUACUCUUGCAUCUUCUAUUUAUAGUGAAAUCUCCAGCAACUUUGAUGGUUGCUGCUUUGUUGAAAAUAUUCGAGAGAAAUCAACUUUGAUGGACUUACAAAGGAGUGAAGAACUGGGACACCACAUUGUUCGAGGGGAAGACCCUAACUAUCCUGAGUUACAUAGUAGAGUCUGGAAGAGGGAAGAUGUUCUAACAAUAUGUGCUAUGGAUGCAACCACGGAAGUUGACAUGAUUGAAGCAAUAAGAUAUGAUUCUGGUACUAUAUAUGGAUUAUCACAUCUUCCUCCAGUUGUUGCAAACACGAAGAACCUUAGGUGGAUUGAUUGGCAAGGUGAUCUUGCAAGUCCAUUGCUUACUAAAUUUCCACAAAGAAAGCUUUGUUGUCUAAUAUUGCACGACAGUUUGCAAAAACAACUUUGGGAGGGUUAUAAGAAUCUGCCAACUUUAAAAAUCAUAGAACUUUAUGGUUUGGAUAACCUACUCAUCACACCUGAUUUUCGUGGACUUCCGAAUCUUGAAAGAUUCAAACUCAUUGCAUCUUCGCAUUUAGAAGAGAUUCAUCCAUCGAUUGGACAUUUGGAAAGGCUUGUUUUCUUAUCUAUAGAAACUUGUUCCAGACUUAAGAGGUUUCCACCCAUUACCCGACUAAAGAAACUCAAGACCCUUUCAUUCUCAGAGUGCCCUGGACUUUUUAAGCUCUCAGAGAUCCAACAAGAGAAGAUGGACAAUUUACCACAUCUUCAUUUAGAUAGUAGUGGUGUUACAGAAGUUCAGAAACCAGGAAAGGGCAUUAAUGUAAAAUAUUGGUUAGAGGGGUCUUCUUUACCUCGUAACAACAUGAACCACAUACGAUUAUGCUUUUUUCGCAGAGACUUAAGAACGUUGAAUCUCAGCUUGUGCAAUUUGGGAGAUGAAGACAUCGGCUCUUCUGUUUGGGAAUUGCCCAACUUGCAAGAACUCGAUCUUUCAGCAAAUAGGUUUUCACGAUUAUGUUUUAGUCUCUUGAGACUUCCGAGGCUCAAAUUUCUCAAUGUGACAAACUGCCUAAGUCUUGCAGAAUUGUCAGAGCUCCCAUCAAGUAUAGCUAUUCUAAUGGCGGAUGAGUGUUGGUCACUUGAAAGAUUUGGAGAUAUUUCAAAGUGUAAAUGGUUGUGGAAACUCUCUCUUCAUGCUGGGUACAAAGUAGGUCCACUUGGUGGUGACUUAUUACUACACUCCAUGCUCCAGGGAAAUGCUAUUGAAGAUCAUUGUAUCAGUUUCACUCUUCAACAUCAGAGUUCAAAGAGUUUUGUAGGUAGGCCUUUUAGGGGGAACACGUUUACACUGCCUCUUCCACAUGAUUGGUACAAUGAGUACAGUGGGUUCUUAAUACGGGUUCUUACAAAUGACAAACUUCCGAAUAUUAAUAUAAUCAUCAAGCAGGAGGCGGCUGAAGAUCCUCCAUUUGAGCUUUGGCAGGGGUCCAGUGAAGCAGUGGACCCUGAGUAUGAUGAUGGGAUAACAUUCGUAGGAUAUGUUUCCUUUAGUUCGUUGAGUCACACAACAUCAUUGAAUUCAACAUACAAUAUGAUCUCAUUCUCUAUGGAAGAUGUGAAAUGGAGUUUCUUUGAAUUUGAAAGUUAUGUUGGAGUUGAGCUCGUUCCUAGAAAAAGUAAAUAUAAGCCGGUGCAAACAACCAAAGACACUAAAGAUUGCUCAGAAUUUUGGGAUGAGUACGAUGGUUAUAGAAGGACAUUUAAAAUCCAACAACAUUCAAAGUCGUCUAUCGAGAUUUUAUGGCAACCUUAG
Messenger RNA from Lactuca saligna, 3063 nucleotides. The record is from the annotation of a GenBank genome assembly. NCBI's taxonomy places the organism in Eukaryota, Viridiplantae, Streptophyta, Magnoliopsida, Asterales, Asteraceae.